Helianthus annuus (common sunflower) is the source of this 991-nucleotide messenger RNA. RefSeq names its product protein RESISTANCE TO PHYTOPHTHORA 1, chloroplastic. The coding region runs from base 178 to 834 and encodes 218 amino acids. The record is from RefSeq and is a predicted model, not a curated record. Gene Ontology annotation, cellular component: chloroplast. NCBI's taxonomy places the organism in Eukaryota, Viridiplantae, Streptophyta, Magnoliopsida, Asterales, Asteraceae. The transcript is spliced from 4 exons. Gene Ontology annotation, biological process: defense response.
UUCACAAUCAGAGCUUUCAAAUUAUCAAAAAUCUUCCUCCAUCCCUUCCUUAUCUCCCCCACUGAAAACCUCAUGAACAACGACGUCGACUGGUGCAACCUCAAAUGCGACGUCGUUUAAUCGACACACCUUUCAAACUAUAACAACCUCUCCUCCAUACCUUCUUCAUCGAAGAACAUGAACACUUUACUUCCAACUUCCGUCUACAAACCGCCGAUUUCAAGUUUCUUCUCGAUCAAUCCUUCGAUUCUGAGAUUGAAUUAUCGAUUUCGUACGAAAAACUUCAGUGUUCGUGCAUCUGCGAAUGAAUUAGAUACGAAAACGGUUGAAGAAGAGGACGGUAAAGAGGAAUCAGUUGAUGUGACGAACACGAGCUCGAUCGGAGCAUCGGUGAGUGGUGCGGCGAUCGAGAAAGACCUAAAAAAGGUUGUGCAGAAAACGGCUGCUACAUUUGCACCGAGGGCUUCGACAGCUUCAAAGAAUCCAGCUGUACCUGGAUCAACAUUAUACACUGUUUUUGAGGUUCAAGCAUACGCUUCAAUGUUGUUGGGUGGAGCUCUGUCUUAUAACCUUAUAUUCCCAUCAAAUGAACCUGAUAUCUGGAGACUAAUGGGGAUGUGGUCAAUCUGGAUGUUUACUAUACCUUCCCUUCGUGCAAGAGACUGCUCGAAAAAUGAAAAGGAAGCUCUCAACUAUCUGUUUCUUGUCGUCCCGUUGCUGAAUGUUAUAAUCCCGUUUUUCUUGAAAUCUUUUGCCGUUGUCUGGUCUGCAGAUACUGUAGCUUUUUUCGCCAUGUAUGCAUGGAAGCUAGGGUGGCCGCAGAAAAGAGAAUAGUUCUUGCGAAACGGUGUUUGGAACUUAAUAGUUUAUUUAAGAACACACAGGAUUUGUUUAAAGUAGUGUAGGAAGAUGUAUAUUGAUAUUCAUAGCCUUUGUGUAUUGAUGAUGUAUACUUUUUAUGAUUCAUAAAGAAAAUGAUUUAUAACCAAAA